AUGUCGCGCGGGCCCGUCCCCUCGCAGCUGUGCCUCCUCUCCGCGCUCCCCGACCGGUCAGUCGGCGACAAGGUGCGCUUCCUCGGAUGUGUCACCGCAUAUUCCACGGCGUCGGCGUCGCUCACGCUGGGCCAUCUGUGCCCCGAGGGCACCAACGUCGCGGCGUGCGUGGACGUCCGGCUCGUCCUCGGGGCGCUCCAAUCCGAGAUGACACGUGUGGGGGAGUGGUUGAACGUCAUCGGGUACGUGACGGCGAGGCGCGGGACGCCGGAGCCGGGACUGGACGCUGCGGUUGAGGUGCCCGAGGCGGCGCAUGUCCAGGCGCUCGCCGUGUGGCCGACGGGGCCGCUGGAUGUUCAGCGCUAUGAGCAAACGUUUGGCGAGAAAUCGACUCGUAUCGCAGCGGACUGA
Molecule: messenger RNA, 411 nt
Organism: Purpureocillium lilacinum
Lineage: Eukaryota; Fungi; Ascomycota; Sordariomycetes; Hypocreales; Ophiocordycipitaceae
Biological process (GO): telomere capping
Cellular component (GO): CST complex
Molecular function (GO): single-stranded telomeric DNA binding
Source: RefSeq, a predicted model, not a curated record